CAUUGGUUGGCCACACGCUCGUCACUCCCCCAUCCGUCGGAAGUGCGUUCUCCUCCUGCGUCUCCCAACAGUCUGAACCCGCCUGCGAGCUCGCGCUGUCGGCCUCCUCCUCACGCCUUUGCUCGGUUUGUCAAGCAGAAGCACGGGGUUGGUGGAUCGGAGAUCUGGCCUCGGAUUAUGCUGCCAAUCCAACCGACCAGAAGGAUGUGGGAUUCAGCUGCUCUCCUGCUUUUUAAAAGCCAACCUCAGGAACCAGCACUUCUGUGUUUUAUUCGCCAGGGUUGAGCGUAUGUGGGACAGUAGCGAGUCUAACAGCCUUCAGACAAAAGACGGCUGCGAAGUAAUAUUCACAAAUAAAAAGGGUCGUUGUCUCCAUUCUAUGGAGAAAGUGGGCAAGAUGUGGGGUAACCUCAGGAGUCGAUGCCAAGCCCUCUUCCACAACGAUGGCUCAGAGUCCCAUCUGUGUAGCCAGGAUUUAGAUUGCGUCCACUGUGUGGUGGACUUGGGCAGGGGAGCACAUGCAGAACCCUAUGAAACUAGGUCUUCCACACCCUCACGGACCUUGUCACCACUCCCACUGGUUCCUGGAGGACGCAGAGGCCAUAACUGUGUGGCAGAUAUUCCCCAGAUAGUAGAAAUCUCCAUUGACAAAGAGAGCGAGGAUGCACGGAGGGGUCCCCAUGUCCGUAGGGACUCCUACUCGCGUCAUGCUCCCUGGGGAGGUAAAAAGAAGCAUUCUUGCUCAACUAAAACACAAAGUUCACUUGAGGCUGACAGGCGAACGUGGCGCUCAAGAGGAAGUACAGCUAGGAGGGAGUGUCGCUAUGGAGUUAGCUCUAUGCAAGAGAUUAAUGAUUCCGUAGGAGCUGGCAGCAGUGGGCGCAGCCUUAGCACCCGUUCUCUACGACAGCGACUUCGGGACACUGUAGGCUUGUGCCUUCCUCUCCCCACACAACACCGCUCUCAGUCAGCCAAAGGCCAGGUGUCCUCCAAACGUAAAAUCCACCUUACUGAACUCAUGCUCGAAACAUGCCCUUUCCCACACGGUUCAGAUCUGGCCAACAAGUGGCACCUAAUUAAGCAACAUACGGCGCCAGUCAGCCCUCAUUCCUCAACUGCUCUUUUGGAUGCAUUUGAUUCGGCACAUCCAUCCCCUGAAGACGAAGAGGAGAGGCUGCGUGAACGCCGUAGACUUAGCAUAGAGGAAGGAGUGGAUCCCCCUCCAAAUGCACAGAUCCAUACGCUGGAAGCAACUUCACAGAACUCUUCUCUCUAUAAACUGGGACCAAAGACGGCUCCUGGUGUUGGGGAAGGACUUGGUGAGGGCAGAAGUCUGGGAACAGUCUCAUCUAUUUCUGGGGGCUUAUCGGGGCUUGCUGCACAGGUUGCAGCGAAUAUGGCAGUGCCAUCCCACACUGUUGACUGUGACUCUGAGGAGGACUCAACUACUCUUUGCUUACAGACACGGAGGCCCAAGCAGAGGCAUGCUUCUGGGGACACUCACUGCUCCAGACAGCCGGGGCCUUGGAAGGUCCACACGCAGAUUGACUAUAUUCAUUGUUUGGUGCCUGACCUACAGGCCAUAACUGCACUUCCUUGUUAUUGGGGGGUGAUGGACCGGUACCAAGCAGAAGCACUGCUGGACGGACGACCAGAGGGCACCUUCCUGUUACGUGAUUCUGCACAGGAGGACUACUUGUUUUCUGUUAGCUUUCGACGUUACAAUCGUUCACUGCAUGCACGCAUUGAACAAUGGAAUCACAACUUUAGCUUUGAUGCGCAUGACCCCUGUGUCUUCCACUCUUCCACAGUAACAGGCCUGCUGGAGCAUUAUAAAGACCCCAGUGCCUGUAUGUUCUUUGAGCCCCUGCUCACUGCUCCCUUACACCGGACUUUCCCUUUCAGCCUUCAGCACCUGGCACGAGCUGCCAUCUGCAGACACACCACCUACGAUGGCAUUGGUGCCCUGCCACUGCCUCCAACCAUGCAGGACUUCCUGAAGGAGUAUCAUUACAAACAGAAAGUCCGUGUGCGCUGGCUAGAGAGAGAGCCACCACUCAAGGUCAAAUGAGGUCUGGCUCUGCUCCCAAGAGAGGCAGGAUUGUGGGCAAGAGCUUUGCCGCCAGAGGAGUAUGUGGCUCAUAUUAUCCAUCAGACAGUUGGCUUUAGAUACACAGCAACAGAGGAUGUUAUGAACUUCCAGCUGUUUUUUUCCGGUUAAUACUACACAUGGAAUCCAUACAUAUGUUUCAGUGCAGUACAUUCUGUCAAGCUAGCUUAACCGCUGAAGUGUCGAGCAUGUUGGGAAUGAGAUGGUCUUAUUCUCUCUGCUCUUUUCCUAAGACCUUAUAUCCUUUGGAUCUCCACUAGCCUGCCCGCAUGCCCCUUGCAUUCUAUCUUCUAGUGUUUUACACUAUUUUGAGUAGUAAAACUGGGUGUUGUCACAUUAACUAGCCUCUUUUGUCAGGCAAAUGGAUCAACAGAAGCUUAGUCCAGUGAUUAAAAUAUAUUUAAGUAAUCUUGGAAGUAUUCAUACCUGAAUAUCUGCUACUCUAAAUAUUUGAUGUUAAAUAUCUAGUCACGUAAACUAUAUGCCUAUUUGCUAAGUCACGGCUAAUGUAUCAGCAAUACCUUCAAGAUACUUUACAGUGACCUCCUACAAGUGUCAAGUUCCCUGAGGCAGCACUUGUUAAGCCUUGUGUACAUGGACAGGAUCACAGUUAUACACGCACCUCUCAGCACUAAGCAUGCUUUAUUUUUAAAAUCGAGGCAGACAGAAGUGAAAGGCAUGAAUUAAUUGCGGGGAGGAGGGAGCACAGUGCACCAUGUGCCAUAUGAUAGAGAGGACAGAUUAUUUAAAACUAGGCCCUCAUGUAGUUUCAUAUCCCAGCAUAAUACUUGUUUUAAACAAUCUAUUUUACAAUUUUCUAUUUUUAUCAGUGACAGUCUAAAAUGACAUAUGGCACUUUAAUUGUUGUUUGUGUACCGCACAAUGACUUAUAGACUCAAGUACAUGCAUAUAAACAGAUUGUAUUGUUUGUCUGUGUGUUUUUUUUAAUGGACCUUAUUCAUAGGAUGUUAAUUUAUCCCCCAUAUUCUUCGCAUGAGUCACCCGAAGUUUGUUAGUGUCAAGUGUCUCAUACCUUUCCUGUGCAUAUGGUUUGUACUCGAGGCUAAUAUGGUUAUAUAUGCAACAGCCGAAAUUGGACCGAGAAAGUCCUCUGUAAAACUUGUAUAGAUACCUCUAAGAUUGUUUUCACUUUAGAUAUUGUUGGAAACCAGACAGAUGCCAUCACUGCGUAUAUAUUUAAUGUUUAUUGGAUUGAUGUCCAGUAAUGUUAUAAAGUGUGAUUGGUUCCACUUGAUAAUGUUGCACUUAUAUUCAUUAUGAAGCAUGCAGCUAUGCUUCUUUCAUCAUAAUUGUGUGCACUAGGGUUUGAGAUUCCCUCGACACUGUAAAGAUAUAGUUUUGAUGUGCUUG
Sinocyclocheilus anshuiensis is the source of this 3481-nucleotide messenger RNA. Its product is annotated as suppressor of cytokine signaling 5-like. The record is from RefSeq and is a predicted model, not a curated record. Lineage: Eukaryota; Metazoa; Chordata; Actinopteri; Cypriniformes; Cyprinidae. The transcript has 2 exons. The coding region runs from base 290 to 2071 and encodes 593 amino acids. Gene Ontology annotation, biological process: intracellular signal transduction; cell surface receptor signaling pathway via JAK-STAT; positive regulation of proteasomal ubiquitin-dependent protein catabolic process. Gene Ontology annotation, molecular function: 1-phosphatidylinositol-3-kinase regulator activity. Gene Ontology annotation, cellular component: phosphatidylinositol 3-kinase complex.